AUGGGGUUCACUCAAGGAUAUAAGAUAUUGGCCGAGUAUGAGGCUGAAUUUUUGAGGUUUAGUAAGUAUGCUCACGGAUUGGUAGAGACCGACUAUGAUAAGAAGAAUGCGAAGAUUGUCGAGGAGAUUAAGCGUGAUGAGCACGAGAAAAGUGAUAAGGAAAAGAGUCAGAAUAAGAACAAGAGAGAUUCGAGUCCUUCUAGUUUUUUGCAGCGGCUUAUGAAACAAGCCAAGUUUGAGAGACCUCAACAGUUGGAGCCAACUGCUAGAGUUGAGCAGGUUGCGGUCUAUGAAUACUGUAAUAGACGCGAUCCGAGCGAGUGUUGGAGGAGGAUCGGGGCUUACUACAUAUGUGAGCCUACUAAGCAUAAGAUUAGUGAGUGUCCUCGUAUAGUUGAGUCAGUGCGGGCUUUGGUUUUGGAUCAGAGGGCACCAAAUAGAGGUACAGUUCAGACUGAAGCUAGACAAUCAGGUUUAGUUUAUGCAGCGAGGUGCCGUGAGGAUAGAGAUGUGACUAAGGUUAUAGUUGAUACAUUUGUAAUGCAUUCACUCCCUAAUUUUGCAUUGAUUGAUUGUGGUUCCACGCAUUCUUACAUUUCUAGUAGUGUAUCAGAUUGGUUGGUGGAGCAUCAUGUUGGAUUAGAUUGUGAAUCUAAGAAGGUGACUUUUAAGGUAGGGGAUGGUGAGAAGGUUGUGAUGGUCGACGAGAGUCGAGGUUACUUCUCUAAUGUGAUCUCUGCUCUUAUAGCUGAAAAGUUAGUUCGUAAAGGGUGCGAUGCGUAUUUGGCUUAUGUACAUGACAUCAGUAUUGUAGAAUCAGCUGUGAAGGGGAUUCGAAUUGUUAAGGAUUUUUCAGAUGUCUUUCCCAAGGAAUUACCGAGGUUACCACCAGAUAGGGACGUUGAGUUCAGAAUUAAUGUUCUGCCUAGGACAACUCUAGUGUCUAUCGCCCCAUAUCGUAUAGCACCGAAGGAGUUGAAGGAGUCAAAGUUGCAGCUUCAGGAACUUCUGAGUAAGGGGUUUAUUUGGCCUAGCAUGUCCCCGUGGGGAGCACCGGUUCUAUUUGUUAAAAAGAAGGACGACUCUAUGAGAAUGUGUGUGGAUUAUUGUUAG
This is a messenger RNA of Gossypium raimondii (Peruvian cotton), 1113 nucleotides long. RefSeq lists its product as uncharacterized. The record is from RefSeq and is a predicted model, not a curated record. The coding region runs from base 1 to 1113 and encodes 370 amino acids. The transcript has 4 exons. Lineage: Eukaryota; Viridiplantae; Streptophyta; Magnoliopsida; Malvales; Malvaceae.